This is a messenger RNA of Sporothrix brasiliensis 5110, 2964 nucleotides long. RefSeq names its product phosphate transporter. NCBI's taxonomy places the organism in Eukaryota, Fungi, Ascomycota, Sordariomycetes, Ophiostomatales, Ophiostomataceae. Gene Ontology annotation, molecular function: phosphate transmembrane transporter activity. Gene Ontology annotation, cellular component: membrane. The coding region runs from base 1 to 2964 and encodes 987 amino acids. Gene Ontology annotation, biological process: monoatomic anion transmembrane transport; phosphate ion transport; polyphosphate metabolic process. The record is from RefSeq and is a predicted model, not a curated record. The transcript has 2 exons.
AUGACGCUUGUUCACAGCAGCGUAUUAAUUGCUGAUACCACCGCCAACCCUGCAGAUCGACGCGACGAGACGGAGGAUUCGAAGACGAAUACGAGGACAGGGCCGUCUUCUUUCGACACCGAAGGCGGUAUCACGUUCGCUGGCAGCCUCGAACUCGACGACCUCUCACGCGACGGACGAAGACGCCGUCGCAGCCGUCGACAACGCCUACCGCCCUCUCGCCGUGCAACGUACCGGCCCGACAAAGACGACGCCAUGAAGUUCUCCCACAGCAUUCAGUUCAAUGCCGUCCCUGACUGGAGCACUCACUACAUUGCGUACAGCAAUCUUAAGAAGUUAAUUUAUCAGCUGGAACGGUCGGUCAACCAGGCCGACACCCACCCGGCGACCGAUGACGCGGAGUCGCGCCCCCUGAUUGUCGACGAAACCGAACCCGAGACCGUCUUUUCCCGCGCCCUUGAUGUCGAACUCGAAAAGAUCUGCUCGUUCUACACACUCAAGGAGCGCGAGCUACUCGAUGAGGCUGAUCAACUGUUGCAAGACAUCGGCGCGUUCGACGAAGAGGAGCAACAGUUGCAGAAGCAAAAGAAUGGCGAGGUCGGCGAAAACGGCACGUCCGAGACGGAGAUUGGCGCAGCGUCCAGCUCCGGCGCGGCCGCUGGGCCGUCGUCGGCACGCCCAACAUCUGCGGACCGCAAUAGCUUCUACAGCCGACGCUCCACCGAUGAUGGAGAUGCCUCGGAUGCGGCUGCCAACGACGACAAUGACGCCGAUGAGAACACGGCACUAACGGAGCGCCGUCUGCAGGAGGCUCAGCAGCAGGCGCAGCAACACCGUCGCCGUUUCAGCUUUGGCGCCUCCAAUCGCCGCCGCCGACGGCCGAUAUCCAACCUGAUCGCAUCGACCGACAUGACUGCUUCUACCGAGUUUACACGGUCGCGUCGGUAUAGCACAACGUUCGAGGACCACCCCGAAGAUGCCGUGCUCUUCUCAUCGGGCAUCAUGCUGAAGAAACGCAUUAUCAGCAUCUAUGUGCAGUUGUGCGAGCUCAAAUCGUACGUGCAGCUGAACAAGACGGGCUUCCAGAAGGUGCUGAAGAAGUUUGAUAAGAUUAUCGACACCAAUUUGCGUGCCCGCUACAUGACCACUGUCGUCGAGUCUGCCUAUCCCUUCCGACCCGAGGCCUGGAACCUGCUUGUCGACAACAUCAUGAAGAUGGAGGCUGCGUACACGACGGUGGUCACGGGUGGCGACGCCGACACGGCCAAGCGCGAUCUUCGUUCCCAUCUCCGCGAACACGUUGUAUGGGAGCGCAAUACGGUGUGGCGUGACAUGAUUGGUAUCGAGCGCCGUGCCGAAGCCGCCAGUCUUGGCCGUACGCUUCUUGGCGGCGGCGGCGGCAUUGGCGGAGGCUUCGGCUUCAUGGCAGCCGGCGGCGAUGAUGCCAAGGAUGCGGCAGGCAACCUCUUGCUGCAGGGUGACGAGGAGCGCCAAGCUGCUCCCACCCGCCGCAUCCGCACGCCAUUUGGCCGCGUCAUUACGCUGCCGGCAUGGCUCCUCAGUAGCACCAUGCUCACGCUGUUGGCCAUUGUGGGCAUCUUCUUCGUCUUGCUGUAUUCGCCAAUCCUGCCUGGCGAGCCCGAGCAGCAAAACUGCCUGGCCAUGCUGGUGUUUGUCAGCUUACUGUGGGCCACCGAGGCGAUCCCGCUCUUCGUGACGUCGCUGAUGGUGCCCUUCCUGUGCGUGGUGCUCCGAGUGGCUCGUACGGACCACAAGCCAUACGAGCGCCUGAGCUCCAAGGACGCCGCGUCGUUCAUUUUUGCCUCCAUGUGGACGCCUGUGAUCAUGCUGUUGCUGGGCGGCUUCACCCUGGCCGCCGCCAUCUCCAAGUGCCGCAUCGACAAGCGCAUUGCUACCUUUGUGCUGAGCAAGGCCGGCACCCAGCCGCGCACAGUCCUGCUGGCCAAUAUGCUCGUUGCUGCCUUUGCCAGCAUGCUGAUUAGCAACGUGGCUGCGCCGGUCUUGUGUUUCUCGAUCAUCGAGCCCAUGCUGCGCAACCUACCGUCCGACUCGAACAUGUCAAAAGCCGUGAUCAUGGGCAUCGCCCUGGCCAGCAACAUUGGCGGUAUGCUGUCGCCGAUUGCCUCGCCGCAGAACAUUGUCGCGAUCGGCAUCAUGAAGCCCGAGCCCCCAUGGCUUCAGUGGUUCUUCAUUUCGAUUCCUGUGGGCGUCGUGUCUAUUCUGCUCAUUUGGCUGCUGCUGCUCGUCUCGUUCCGCCCGGGUCGCGGCACCACGAUCGUGGCCAUCCGCCCCGUGCGCGAGCGGUUCAACGGUGUGCAGUGGUUCGUGACGAUUGUGACGAUUGUGACAAUUGGCCUGUGGUGUGCCAGCCACCAGCUCGAGGACUCGUUUGGCGACAUGGGCGUCGUGGCCAUCUUGCCCAUCGUGCUGUUCUUCGGUAUCGGUAUACUCACCAAGGAGGACUUCAACAACUUCCCCUGGACCAUCAUUAUCCUCGCCGCCGGUGGCCUCGCCUUGGGCAAGGCUGUCAAGGCGUCUGGCCUGCUGGACACGGUUGCUGCCUCCAUCACUGAAUUGGUGCAGGGCAUGAGCCUGUACGGCGUGCUGGUCGUCUUCUCGACGCUGAUCUUGGUGAUUGCGACGUUCAUUAGCCACACGGUAGCCGCUUUGAUUCUGCUUCCCUUGGUCAACAACGUCGGCGCCGACAUGGACGAGCCGCACCCGAAUCUUCUGGUCAUGGCUGGCGUGUUCAUGUGCAGCGCAGCCAUGGGUCUGCCGACCAGCGGCUUCCCCAACAUGACGGCGAUCAUGAAGGAGGACCCUGCUGGCCAGCGCUACCUGCAGGUCAAGCACUUUAUCACGCGAGGCAUCCCCAGUAGCAUCCUCACGCUUCUUGUUGUUUUGACGCUGGGUUACGCAGCGAUGCGCAUCACUGGCAUGUAG